GGACACCUUCCGGGUUAUCCGUCAGUUCGCCUGUGCUGCACAGAGCCAGGGACCAUUUGCAAAGGUCAGUAGAGUUAUCUGCCGCUAACGCACAUACUCUCACUUUUCAGGGUGCAAUGUUUUCGAGUUUCAUCUGUAUGCUUGUGUUAUGGGCCGUUCUGAGUCAUACUUAGCCAGCGUGCACGAGACAGAUGUGCAUACUAGCCACCUGCUAGCGCGCGUUAGCUCAUUUUAGCUUCACCCCCGCUAGUUUUGUAGUGAGACAAAAAGAGACAAGAGGAUAUUAGUCAGAAUGAUGUCUGACUCACAGAGGAACAACGCUGAGUCGAAACCGAAUAAAACCAACACCCAAUCUUUGAGUGUUCACGCUUUAAAUCCCCCGUAUGAUAGAUAGUUGAAUAAAGAGCCGCCGUGUUGAAGUCAUUGAUUCAAACGUCUCUUUAUUGGGUCAUUUCGGUGCCGUUAGCCACAGGUUUAUGAGAGCCCUUCACGGCUUGACCCGGGUCAGACUGGGACAUUCAGGAGACCUUUGCAAAAGACACGUUAGGACUUGCUUUUAUGGGCUAUGUCAAAGGUUUUGUUUUAAUGACAUUUGAACUAUUUUUGGAAAACGUCUGAGUUUUUGGUGACGUGGUAACUUCAGUUUCCCAACAUGAAAUUGUGACCGUGAACACACCACUCCAGGGACUCAAUAACAGCAGUCAUAACGGAAAUAAUUACACUGUUUUGAAAGAUUAUCACAAAUAUUUAUUUUUGUAUUGCCUAGAUUUAAAACAUUUACAAUAUAGAUAUAACAGAAAAUUAAGAAGAGGAUUUACCGUAACUCACCUUAAGGACUAACACUGAAAAAAAAAGUUAUCUAGUCUUUUUCUGUGUAUUCAGCCUUAAUUCUUUUGAGAUCUUACCCACAUAUAUACUCUUUUUUUUCUCUUGUGGGCAUUAAGGCAUGUUUCUAUUUAUUUUUCUAUUCCUAGUGCUUAUUUUGUGUACACCUGUGAGACAUGUAAUUGUCAUUGGAAAAAAAUCACUGUGUUUAAAUAAUGUAUAAUCGUUUUUGUUUUGCUUUUUAAUCAAUUUAUAGCUUCUCUGUCAAGAUAAUAGUAAAAUCAGUCAAUGGAAAUAAAGUGUAUGUAUUUUUAAGUAUAGGUGUUUAUCAUUUAUUGCAAAAAGGAGGCAUAAAUCUAUGUAAACAGUACCAAAUAGGUCAGCUCAAUGUUGCCUUAUGCAAAUAUCUGUGGCAAAAAAAUAGAUAGAAUUAAAAAGUGCCUUUACAGUCAGUGCAUUAAAAAAGGGACAAUAAAAAAUUAGACAGUAAAAUAGUAAAACCAGUGCGGAGUUAAAACUAGUAAAAGAAUUAAAAUGACACCCAUAAAUACACAGGCAACACAUCACCCGGCUUAAUGGAGGCAUUGAUGGAACGGACAGCGUUUGGGGAGAAAGCUGUUUUGCAGUCUUUCAAAAAUACACUUUCCAGCUAUUUACACUGACAUUUUAGUUUUUGUGCAACCUUUGUGUGCACAUCAGAUGCUAGCUGUUUCUAGUUUAAACCUUUCUGCACUAGUCUCACUCUCCCGGCUUAUCCCAGUUUCACUAUCUCCCUCUUAAGCAAACAUGCUAUCCCACGUGUUUUUCCUCUGCCCCGGAGUCAUUUAGUGGGCUGCAGAUUUUAGGAGAAUCGUUGUGCAGGGUGGGAUAUUUUUAGGCUUUAAUGAAUGAAAGCUUUUGUUUUAUUUCAAAAUGUUGGUAGAAGAAGAUGUUCUGGCUUGCCUUGAAUAUUUUACAAAUACAGCAGCAACCUAGAACACUCUGUUAAUGUGUGACCAACACUAGAGGUGUAUGGUGUAUUUAGGUAAACAUAAAUGUUUGGUUCAACUGUUUGAAUUUGUGUAAUUUAAUUGAAAGCUGAUAGUUAUUUGUUUAUGUACAGCAUGAAGACUCUUUUUUGUCCUCUCACUUUUGCACACUUUCAAUGACAUUCCUGGAUAUUCUUCCCCCCCCCUCCCUCUUCUCUAUCUCUCAUGCCUCCCCCUCAGGAGGGGUGUUUUCUGUCCUGUCGAGCUCCUCCUGGUGUGUGUGAGUGUCGGGUGUGUGCACCAUGGCGAGCCUCCUCCGUGUUGUAGCAGCUAGCUGCUCAGCCCCUGUGUUCAGUGGGGUGUCCUGUAUGAAGCUGCAGGGCAGCAGUUCAGUCAAAGCAUCAUGCAUUCGCUUCUUUAGGACCCAUCAAGCUCUUGGACGUUGUGCUAGUCCAGGUAAGUCACAUGUACUGUGUUUUAGCAGAGUUUAAUAUGUUGUUUGUACUUGGUCACUAUAUUAGAAUAACUUAAAUUUGGAGAUUUUAUCGUAGCAGAGUUUUUCUGCUUUGAAGGAGCAGACAUCAGCAAAACUACCUAUGUUAUGUGGCAAUGAAGUGUGGCCAAGAGGUUUGAUUUUAAGUUCUCAUGAGGGAUAUCAACUGUGGUCACAUGACCAGAAAAGCACACUGUCAUAGAAACCUGCUAAAUACCAUAGAGGGACAUUUAAAAUGAUUCAGCUUUUCAGCAUUUGCAGCCAACAUAGUUUCAAUGUGAGCACAGGAUACAACUGAAACUUUGCACCUAGCUCUGAUUAGGUGUAAAGUCUACCUGUUAUCAUAGCCCAUUAUUUUUAAAGAUGGGGUAACCUGGAAAAGGAUAAGGAGUGGAGAGUUAAACUUGCUGUUUUGUGCAGUUAACAUGAUUUCUGUUAUAGAUUAGAUCAAUCAGAAAUACAUAAACUUUGAUCAGUACUUAUGCUGUCAAGUUCUGCCAUAUUAAAUACAUAUGUUGCAGUUGGUGUACCACUCGAUGCUAAUGUUGACAAAGCAAGCAGUAUGAUUAUGACACCUUUUGAAAAAGUAUGGUGCGUUUUAAGGUAAUUGAAAAAAUUCCCUCUUCCUUUUCUUUGUUAAAAUCUUAACUUCAAACACUACAUAUAACCCAGCUGCUGAGGUUUGUAGAUCCACAGUUUACUGCUGAUAGCAACAUGAAGGCGGCCCCACCUGUAGGCUCUGUUUGCCUUCUCAUGUAUUUCUGUAUCAGGUGCAACAUAGCAGGUGGCUACAUACUCAUUACAUAAACACAGACAGAGGAGGUAUUCAGAAUAGUUUUACUACCGUCGUGGGCAGACAAGUGUGAUUUUGUCACUGUUGUGCUUGGUUAGCCUUGGAAACCACUGAAACAAAGCUGUCUACAGGGAUUAAAAAAGAGAUAGAUGAAGCCAAACUCAGGAGAAUGUAAACAAAAGCUUUCCCUUGAAGUCUCCUUCAAAGUUUUUCCAGAGGUCAGUGUUACUACCUGCAGCCUUUUUCAGUCUCAAGGUCAUCUGCUGCAGCCCUCAGGCUUUGUCCUUCAUUUUCAGUGCCCGCACUCUGUGUCCAGUAACCGGGCAGAGGGUGAGUGAAUGUGCUUUUCUGUGUACUUUAAGAUCCAGUACCAGCUGGUUGCAGGUGCCUCAUGUCAGAAUGGGCUCGGUCCCUGGGCAUGUUGUGGUCUGUCAGUACGUGUAGGUGGUUGUUUGAGAGGUGCUUAUGACCUGGUUCAUAGUGCAGUUCAGUUAGCGCCAGUAACAGCUGGCAGCGUCUAUUCUGGACACACAAGUGUCGGUUUACAGGGUCACAAACAAGUGAAGGAGAGGAGGAGUCCAACGCACACACACAUACACACACACACACACACACACACACACACCACACAGGUCAUAUAGAUAUGCUUAUGUUUUGCCCUGUGGAGAGGCAGUAUAGACUGAGGCAGUAUGUUGACAUGAGACUAAAGUUGUGAACAAUGACUAGGACUGAAUAUAACUUAGAUAUAAGGUGUGUGUGCUUGUUUGCGGCAUAAAUGCAAAGAAGUUUGUGAAAUUCUGCAUUUCUUUUUUCAUGCUUUUACACACUUUAAGUUCUGCAUCAUUAUAGAGUUACAGCUGUUGGCAUGUUAAUGCUGCUAACUGUUAAGCCAUUAAACAAUGGGAGACUGAAAGACUGUGUAAAGCUGUAUUUAUAAAGUACUUUUCCUACAAAAAAAUGUAGCACAAAGUGCUGUCCAUUCAAGCAGGAUCUAAAAAAAAUAAAAUAAAAAUACAAAUACAAAACCCCACCCACCAUCCAAACCCACAUUCAACACUCACAUGUUCCCACACACAGACGCACACACAAGAAAACUAAGUGAUGAUUUUUCCACUUGCCACUGAUGAUUGAGGAAACACUAGCUUGAGUUAAAAACGAGGAAAUACUGGACCUAACAGUAAAGCAAUAAAACCAUAGUAAGACAUAAUAAAAGGUAAUAAAGCAGUAAAAGUUAAUUAAAAAUAAAACUGUCUUAAAACCAGACAAAAUAAAAUAAAUAAAAAGAGGUAAUAAAACACAAAAGAGUAACUCAAGGACUACAAUAGGGUAAAAUCACGCAAUGCAGAUUAAGAGAUUAAGACAAAAUCAUCUAAAAGCCAGACUAAAAAAGUAGGUCUCAUAUGCUGAAAUGAGAAGAACCAUAAACCCAGUAAAACCCAGACACAGUCUCUGUGACGUCAGCAUUUGGCUUCUACAGAGGAAGCUCAAAGAUGACAGUCAGCAUACUGGAAGUGCUGACUCGAUCUAACUUUAGGCUGAGCCAUUACCUGGCAGAGGGGUGGAGUUGAGGCCAUAACCUUGCCACAUGGCAAACUGUUACAACAUUCCUGACAACCACGCCUUUAAUCAGAGCGACUCUUUAAUAUGAUAAAAAAUAGCUUUAAAAGUAUGUGUCAAAUUUUGAUCACUUUGGAUUACUUCACUGUCUGUUUUUGUUUUAUAAUAAAGCUUUUUUUACAGUACUGUACAGUACUCUCUUUUUUAUAAAUAUUUACAUUUUCAGUUUGUUAGUGUUUAAAUUUAUUAUUUUUAAAGUAAAAUAAAAUAUCUUAAAAGCUGUUCCAAAUGAAGACAUGAAGUGUAGAAACCUUUUUUUGCACUUGGCUGUGAAAUGGGUGCUUUGAUCCCCUCAAACAGGUUUUUCUUUGCUUUUGGAGUUAGCCUCAGAUGCACUCUUGAAGAACUACAGUUAUUUUGUACUAUAGCCACAAUGGCUGUAAUAAUGACACUUAAAAGAAAAAAUAUGACAUUUAACCUCAACACCAGGUCAUGACCCGCCUGAAUAGCAUAAUAAACUCUGACAAUGGGCUGAUAAGCAAGUGUGGCUCUGAUACUCUCACAGUUAUUCAGAUUAAUUAAUUCAGGGUUUGCUUGUUGUUGACGUCGUUUCUCUUUAUUGACAUUUGCCUUCUGCAAGGACAGAAAGCUUGGUAGGCUACAGCUCUGCUUGUGACUCUGGUUUGAGAAAGCAGCAAAUCUCAGGUAGCAUCCAGAGUGGACAAAAUGCAAAAGAACUGACAUCGACCGGUUGGAAAAAGUUUGGGUUUUGUAAGUCAUGAUUGACAUGUUCCUCCUGUAAGUUAUAUUUUCAGAUUUGAGAGUUAAAACAUGUUACCUUGUUAUUUCUACAGACUUUAAGAUAGUCAUGAUAAUACUUGGUCACUGCUUUGUCUUCUGUUCUGGGAUUAUCGUUGUGCUGUUGUUGUUGUUGUGCCCAGAACAGACUGACCUGCUCUGGCCGACUCUGAUCUGAAAUGAUGUCGAAAUCUUCACAAAAUGUAAAUCUGUUUGAGGAUGGUUCACAGCAGGGGGAGAAGAAAAGCAGUGUGACAGAAAAAGAGCUGCAGUGGAAUUUUCCAUAGGAGGCAGCCAACAUGUGAUCUGUUUGUUUCUCGGACAGAAAACCUGAGAUAGAGUGUAAAAAAAAAAAGAAUAAACUGGCUCAAAAGCAUUCACAGUAAAUCAAUAUUGUAGUCAUACUAUUGAAUGUCUUUAGCCAGUAACUUAAGUCUGUCUUUCUGUCUUUUAUGACUCUUUUUUUCUCAUCACAAGCUCUCCCUUUGCUCUUACACACGCUGAAUCAGGUCUGUUUUAAAUCUCUGACAACAAAAGAGAGCUUUCUGCUUUGUUCCUGUCUUACUGUUUGAUUUUUUUCACUGGAGACUUGUUUGAGAGUAAAUUACUCUUGUGUUUUCUGCUGGGGUGUUUUUGUAGUGGUGCCAAGUUAAGUCUGGGGCCAGUGAAGCACUUUGGUGGAGGUGAUGAUAUCCUGUUAUCGUCAGGGUGGAUAACUAUUGAAUUCUCUUAUUGUAUUAUUCUCCAGUCAUUAAGAGAUUUUGUUCUCACCUGUAAAUCUUAUUACCCUCCUGUCACCCUUUGGACUUCUUUUGUGUUUAUAGUGACAUGUUAAUAGUUUCAUAGCUAAAAGACUAUUGCAGCGACAGAACCUCCAACAUAGCUAUAGAUUCCUGGGGUUGUUACAAGGGGAUAACCUUCUCUGUCUGUAUAAAGGCCACUCUAUGAACAGCACAGUAUUUAUGGUAAACACACUUGAAACUCAGCCCAAGGUUGUCUCCUUGAAGCUGCAGAGGUAUCUAUAUGGAAGAGUAUUCUACUGUGCUUCUUAAAAACACCGUAAAUGAUCUCUUUCUUGGAUGAUGUGCUCCAACUUGUAAAAGAGAAGCUGAAAUUGACAGCUUAGCUUUCAAGACAUCUUGUUUGCAAAUCUUUCUGUUUGAUCUAGGUUGAUAACAGCCAUUACUCAGCCUGGCUUAAGGAAACUUAAAAGGAUAAAGUUAAGAUAACAUCAGUCAGUAAUCUGAUACGUGUUCCUUCUCUUUGUUUCUGCAGGUAUUCCAUACAAACAGCUCACAGUCGGUGUACCCAAAGAGAUUUUCCAGAAUGAACGUCGUGUGGCGCUUUCCCCCGCCGGUGUCCAGGCGCUCAUCAAGCAGGGUUUCAAUGUUGUCGUGGAGUCGGGAGCAGGAGAGCCCUCAAAGUUCCCUGAUGAACAGUACACUCAGGCUGGAGCAACAAUUAAAGACGUGAAAGAUGUCCUGGCAUCUGAUGUGCUGAUUAAGGUAGGGGUUGAAGGGGGAAUAGAUGGAGAAAUGGAAGUUUCUAGAAACUUGUCAAAGUGAGUGUCAGACUAGGUGGUGUGAUAAAUGAACAACCUACCAAGAAGUCAAAAUUGUUUUUCCUUCAAGGUCCGUGCUCCCAUUUUUAACCCAGAACUGGGAGCCCAUGAGGCAGACUUGAUGAAGGAUGCUGCCACUUUGAUCAGCUUCAUCUACCCAGCUCAGAACCCUGAGCUGAUGGAGAUGCUGUCCCAGAAAAAGGCCACCGUCCUGGCCAUGGAUCAGGUUCCCCGAGUCACCAUCGCUCAGGGAUACGAUGCACUAAGCUCCAUGGCAAACAUUGCCGGGUAUGUAAACAGUGUGGCAUAGCUUUGUCCUUUCUGCUUUAACCUUUUAUAGCAAAUACUUUUGUAUUCAAAUACUGUCAUGUGUCACGUCAUGUUCAUGUGGAUUUCUUUUAGGUAUAAGUCAGUUGUUUUGGCAGCCAACAACUUUGGUCGAUUUUUCACCGGACAGAUCACAGCAGCUGGUAAAGUUCCACCUGCAAAGGUAUGUAGUGUGUGAACUCAGGUGUGGAUGUUCAUGUUAAUAAUCAAAAUCCCUUCAUUGACCAUCUCGUACCUUUUCACAAUUGUUUGAAUAGGUUCUGAUCAUUGGAGGGGGUGUUGCUGGAUUGGCAGCUGCUGGUACUGCCAGAGCGAUGGGAGCCAUUGUCAGAGGGUUUGAUACCAGGUUUGUAUUUGAUUAAGAACUUUUGUAGUGAUUUUGAAUCGGACAGUGUUUUCUGAUUGAAUGUAGAUGGGUUUACAGAAUGUGACACUGCAUUUGUGCUUAUUAUUAACCGAAAUCCUCCUCUAAGUCUUUUAAAAACUAAAAAAGUGAAGGCUUCACAGCUUUUUCAGAUUUUCUAAUAGCAUAACUUUCAGUCUUUUGUGACUUCCGGCUUGUGACGAAACACUGAUUUUCUACUUUAUGCAAGCUAUGGGCUUUAAGGACAAAUAACACCCCCCCUUUGGCCCUAGUCAAGUGGAUGAUUUUUAUGACAUACAGAAUCUAGUGAUAAAUUUGUCCUUUCUGAAUAAGAAAUCACCAUCCUUUGUCCUCUUGCAGAGCUGCAGCUUUGGAGCAGUUCAAAUCUCUGGGCGCAGAGCCUCUGGAGGUGGACUUCAAGGAGUCCGGAGAGGGCCAAGGUGGCUAUGCCAAGGAAAUGUCAAAGGAGUUCAUCGAAGCAGAGAUGAAACUGUUCGCCAAACAGUGUCAGGAAGUGGACAUUGUCAUAAGCACGGCUCUUAUCCCCGGUAUGUACAGACUGACGCACAGCAUUAUCACAGAUUUACUACGGGAAAAUAUGAAGGAAGAUUUAUGAUCAGACAAGUUGUUUUCAAACAUAAAGUGUAAAUAAAUUUCCGUUUUCUGUGAAAUGUCUGGAACACGGAUGAUUUUGAGGAUGAUAUUUAGUUGAAAAAUGUAUGAAUGAAACGGAGACGCCAUGUACAGUGAAGUUAUUAGAAAGAACGACUGAAACCUACAAGAACAUUUUUACAACAUCUUCGUUCCAUUACUCCUCUAGUUUUAGAGCACUGUAUGACCUUUGUAGCUGAGAUGUGUCUAUUGUCACUGUAAUGCUACAGGUAGGAAAGCACCCAUCCUGAUCACCACACCUAUGGUAGAGAGCAUGAAAGAUGGGUCUGUGGUGGUGGACUUGGCUGCUGAGGCUGGAGGAAACAUUGAAACAACAGUACCAGGAGAACUGUCUGUACACAAGGUCAGAGCGCACUCAGGAGUACUCAUGGUUAUGUGUUUUGAGUGUAUCUUCUACUCCCCUGCCUCCUCCAAUUUCCUUUCUCUUCAUAUUUUUAAAGGGCGUGACCCACAUCGGCUACACAGACCUGCCCAGCCGUUUGCCGACACAGUCCAGCACCCUGUACUCCAACAACAUCACGAAGCUGGUGCGAGCCAUCAGCCCUGGCCAGGAGAACUUCUUCCUCGAUGUCAAGGACGUAUUCGACUAUGGAACCAUGGACCAUGUGGUUAGAGGAUCUGUUGUCAUGCAGGUAUGAAGCAUCAUGUAACCAGCAGUGUAACAAACAUGAGCGUUUGCGUAAAGUUGAUGGGUGACUUUGAUUUCUCUGCUGAUGCACAAGAAAAUGAGGAUUAGAAAGAAAUCACUGCAGGUCUCCUACUUUGUCACUAGAUGUCACCCUCAGAGCAGUUUUCCUCUUAUUCGUUUCAUUAAAAUCCUCUUAGCAUCAUGGUAUAAAGACUCAUCUGGAUGUUUAGAUAAUCAUAUCUAAUGGAGAUCAGUAAAAGGACCAUAUUUCAAAAGAUACCUUUGACAGAAUACUGUUUAAUCAGUCUUUUGAUCUAUUUCUCCCCAAAUCUUCCUCUGUUUAGAAAUAAAGUUUUUUGAUUAAAACUGGUUAUAGUACUCCACAUAUUAGUUUUUUCUCUUUAAUGUUGUUUUAGUCGUGAACAUUUCUCUUAGUUUAAGUGCUUUUCGAGAAGCUUAGAUGUUUGGAAGGUCACCUAUAAUUACCUGCUCUUGUGCAGAUUUAAACAAUUACAUUUUCUUACUUUCUGUUUUGAAAGCCUCCUCAUCUUCUGUCGUAAUGACGUUGCUGAAAUAUAGAAUUUGGGUAGAAAUAUGCUACCAUAUGAUUUAAAUUAAUAAUAAGUCACAAAGCAUUAUUUUAUCUUGAAGUUUAUUCAUGUUUUUUGCCGUCCUCAGUCUUGGUCAAGCAGUGUUUAUAUUUGUGAGUGAAAAAAUGUUUUUUAGAAAUGUGUGUUACUCAUAUCUGAUCUCAAUCAUGCAACCCUGUUCUUUAAAGGUUGGGAUGCUCUGUAACAUAUAAGCAGAAGACAACAUGAAAGUUGAAACACUGACAUUACUUUGUUUUUGAAAAUAAUGUUCCCAUUUUGAAGUUGGUGCCAGCAACACACUAAAAACAGUCAGGACAGCGGUGAUAAAAGACUUGAGGAAAGUAGGAGUUUGGAAAAUCUUUAAGGGAAUUUGUUAUAAAUUUUAACAGGCUGCAGGUUCAUAAGAUGGUUGAGAAUAAAAGAGCAUCCGAGUGGCUAGGAAGUACAGACGGAGUGGGGUACAUCGCUUCCUCGACAAAAUAUUUUAAAAAGAAAAUAUUUAGAAUGUUAAAAUAAAUGUAGAAAUAUUGGAUCGCUGUGAUCUCCAGACCCUCGAAUAGCUUAAAGUCAAAAUCAGUUACAAUUCUGCAGUAGACGUCUCUUUAUGUGCUCAAGGACACUUAUAAAAACAGCUUUCUCUGAGCCCGAGCACAUUUCAGAUGAACUGAGCUGAAAAACUGUCAAGCGGUCCAAGGAAUCAAAACUUGGAAUUCGUGUCUGGAGAUCAUGGACCUAAGAGGAGAGGGGCCAGCCAACUUGCAGCGCCUUUAUUGCUCAGUAAUAUAUUCGGGUUUCAGAACAACAUGCUGCCAAGUAGACGGUGUCUUUUUCAGGGAAGACCUCGCUUAUUUCAGCGACAUGCUGCCAAAUCACAUUCAGCGUGUGUUACGAUAGUGCAGCGCUGUAGUUCAAGAUUCUGGGGGCCUAAACGGUCUGCCUGCAGUCUCAACUUUUCACCCAUUCAAAAUCUUUGGCCCAUUACGAAACAAAAACCAUGACAAAAGUCAUCUCAAACUUUUAAGCUGCUGAAUUCCCACUUCAACUGAGAAUUGGAAAACACUCGAUUUAAAAUAGCAGCUAAUGGAGUCCUCACUUCCUAAAGACUCUCAGAGUUUUGAUUAAAAGAAGUCUAAUUUUCUUAAAACAGUUUAACAUUUGAGUUUCAACACUCGAUAUCUUGUCUGAGUGCUUUUUUUUACUGGAAUAUGAAGUCUCGGAAAUCAUUGCUUUCUCUUUCAAACCACAUUUUACAGUCUCCUGAUUUUUCUGGAGACUGAGCGGUGAUCUGUUGUCUGAUAAAUGAUGCUGAAUCGCAGAUAUUUUUUACUGUACCUGCUGAUCAUUAGUUUGCUUACUUUGAUCUUGGCAGUGGAGGCUAAUAUUUCACAGAUAAAUGGUGAAACAGCUCGUUGUGUAACUUCAGUAAAUGAGAUGCAGACUUAAAAUCAGCCUUAAAUAAGAUAUCUGAUAUUAUUGAUAUAAAUGACCCUUCUUCUUUUUCUGCCACUUUUUUCAAACAUUCCUCUCUUUUUAAUGAAAACAUGGCUGACUACAAGCUCUUCCAUUGUCAUGAUGGUUAACAAACUUUCUAAUUGUUGUUUUUCUCCACUUUUUGUUCCCUCUUUUCUCCAGGAUGGAAAGAACCUGUUCCCUGCUCCUCAGCCUAACAAUGUCCCGGUUGCUGCUCCUCCUAAACCCAAGAGUGUCCAGGAGCUGGAGAAGGAAAAAGCUAAACAAGUCACUCCCUUCAAGGCUACACUCACCUCCGCUAGCAUCUACACAGGAGGUAAGCUGAAACUGAACCUGCCAUCAAACUGUGAUUUACAAGCUAAGUGGAGAAAAAUAAAGAGAAACCAGACCUGAAAAAAGCUUAUUUACAACAUUUAUUCCUGAUGUUUAUUCCCAUUGGGUUUAAAGGCGGGUUAGAGUCGGCCCUAAGGUGAAGGACAGGUUAAUAAUCGAGUCUUUAAAGUCACCGCUGGAAUGUGCACAGGAGGCGUGAAGUGACACACACACAGACACCCUGUUAGUGUCAGGAAGUGUGCAUUGUAAAACCAGCAUCAUGCUGAGUGUGUGUUUGAAGUCGUGCUGUCGUGAGUGUUUCCCAUGGUGCCACACAGCGCCUGGUAUAAGUGCACCUCAUGCAGUUAAUGCAGUUCACACAUUGGGCGCUGGAGUGGUUUCUGGCAGCAGCACAAAGAUGCUGCUGUUAGCGGCUCCUGUUGUAUGAUCAUUGAUAUGCCAUGUAAUGCAGUCAUCUUUGUAGUUGUUUUACUCAGAGGGAUUUGUUUGCUGUAAUUCUGAGUAUUUAAGAGGUGAUUUAUUUGAUGUUGCCUCUCUUACAAACAUAACCUCACAAACAGAACUUUACCUGUCUAUGAAAUUAAAGGGGAGAAAUGACAACAUGGUUGGAGAAUGGCCUUACACAUGUUGUAGUCAACUAAAAGAUCAAGAAGAGAAAAUUUACCAGUCUUUAUCACUGAGUUUCGAAAGUUGAAAAGAUGUUCAUACAAAAGUGUGUUAUUUUUAUUAGGGCUGUUUCAAUACAAUAUUGAUAAAGGAUAUCGGAUUAUAUCAGCCAGCGUCUAAAAUCUCCGAUAUCAGCACUCCGAUACAAACAGUCCAUUCCAGACUCCACUCCAGCACCUCUAGCUAGCAGCACCCUGCAUGCAGAAUCCCACAACAUCCCAAUCUCACAACAACAGUGUGUACUAAGGUACAAACAAAGUAGCAAGUAGUAGGAGUGAUGUUGGCUGUGUAGCAGUAUUUCUCAUUAAAGUCCAAAAAAGACAUUGCAGCUGAAUGCAAAACUUGUCAUGCACAAGUUAGUGCCAAAAUCAGAUCAAUAUUGGUAUUGGCCGAUACUUAAGGCUACGAUAUCGGAAUUGAAUUUGUAGUAAAAAAGUUGUAUCAGGACACCCCUAAUUUUUAUGGUGGUCUCCUUUUGUUGUUGAAUAGUGCAGAGUUGGUUUAUUCUUUUUGUCUAAACUAAAAAUACAACAAUGAAAAUGAUCCUUAAUAAUCUCUAAAAGCUCUCUCUUGCUCUCGCUCUCUCUCUCUCUCUCUCUCCCGCUCUCUCUCUCUCUCUCUCUCUCUCUCUCUCUCUCUCUGCUUUAAACCUCUUUUUAUUUCUUUGUGUUCCAGGUAUUGCCACCCUGCUGGGUCUGGGUCUGUCAGCUCCCAACGCCGCCUUCACUCAGAUGGUCACCACCUUUGGUCUGGCGGGCAUUGUGGGAUACCACACAGUGUGGGGAGUCACUCCUGCUCUGCACUCCCCCCUCAUGUCAGUCACCAACGCCAUCUCAGGUCAGUCGUGUUUGGUGUGUCUCAUAAAGAGGCCAGCUCUCAGUGGGUGAGAGUCCUUUAGUUUAGUUUAGUUCUAGUGGAAUAAAACUUUACAAUCCGUCAUGUUACCUACUAAUAAGAAACUGAAAUGAACACCAUUUGAUUUCUUACACAUUUCAUAAACAGACUAGACCUUUAGAAAAAGAUGAAAUACGAUCAAAUAAACUCUAUGAUAAAUGAAAGUUAGAGUUCGGAUCAGCUCCAUGCAGCUGUCUGUCGCUUCCACGAGUCCAAAUAAAAUCUUUAAAGAUUGUUUCUUUAUUGUCCUCACUGCCACUCAAACACAGAGGGGUUAAGAGGUUAGAGAGGUAAGUGCAUGUGUGUGUUCUCACGGCUUUGAUCACUCUUCAGACCUACACUGUGGUAGGAAGUAACACACCCUCUGUGAUCUUUGUGGGUCAAGGGAGUCCUCUGAUCGUGUAGUCGUGCCCACAGCCAGACAUUAGCGCUUGGCUGUGUAACAAAUAAAGAGAGAGUUUUUACUUCCUGUUAAAACUUUAUUGAUUCUGAUGACUGCGACAUCUUCACACUGUCGUACUUGUUCCUCGAGGCCUCAGUGCUCAUAAUUUUUAGCCCUGUUCUUUAAAUUUACUCUUAUCUGACUCUGAUAAGAUUGUCAAAUUUCCCCAAUAAACUGCAGUUAUCUUUUUUUAAUCUUUAUUUAUUCUUCACACAAUCAGGCAUAACAUCAGGAGGAUUUGAAACUACAAAUGUAAGAAAUUUGCACCCGUAAAAUUUAAUACGGAGAAAAUUUGAAACUAUAAAAAGAAAUAUAUUCCUGUAAGAGAUCUUUUGGAGUAUUUUCUUUUUUCUUCUUCCAUCCAUCCGUCUCUUCUCUCCCAGUCCAGGUAUUUUCUCUUUAUACUCGCUGUAGCCUUUAUUACCUUUUUAAAUAUCUGUCAGUGACAGGCUGCAGCUAUGGAAACACUGAGACCAUCAGAGAUCUGUUGUUGUUGUGCCAGGCAUUAUAAAGACACACACACAAUCAGAGUCACAGACAUGAGGGAACCCUAAUGGAAUUUAGUGUCUGAAUGAGGGACAGUAAUAUUCUUCGUGGGCAGAUUAUAGAGUUACAGCCUGCAGUGAGUCUGAGCGGGACAUCUUAAACUCUGCAGACGCUGCUCCUGUAUCUAUUCUCUGUUGGAGAUGCUUUCAUCUACCUGAGAGCACUGAUUCACUGCCACACUCUGCCUGUACUCUGAUGUUUGUCACAGAGGCUCACCUACAGGACAUCAGCCCACCCGGAACAUAGUCAGUGUGUGUGUGUGUGUGUGUGUGUGUGUGUGUGUGUGUGUGUGUGUGUGUGUGUGUGUGUGUGUGUGUGUGUGUGUGUGUGUGUGUGUGUGUGUGUGUGUGUGUGUGUGUGUGUGUGUGUGUGUAUGACCACUGAUACCUAUUGGUUUCUUUCUGGCUAAUCGUAAAACUGCUGUGCCAAGAGUCUUUGAUCUCGACCUUAAUGGUGAAAUGGUGAAGUGUCACUCUUGGAGAAAACAUGCCAAAGUAGCAAAGCUUCACCUUUUGAAUGAAUGAGUUAUGUUUAUUUAUUUCAAAUAUGUGCAGAAGAGAAAAUUAAGAGAAAAAAUACAGAAUGAUAACAAUAAGGAAAAAAAGAACACACAACAUAUUCGAAAAGGAGAGGGAGGAAGUGAAACUUAUCAAGUCCUGCCCCUUCUCCAUCAGCUAUUCUGUGAAAGUGCUUUUAUAUUUUUUAUACAAAUGAAAACAGUUUAUACACAAUUCAGUGGUCUUCUCAAAAAAGGUAAAAUAGAAUAAUAACAAAAGCCAACAUAAUUCUUAAUUUGGUGCGAAACCUUUGACCUCUGCGCCUCCAAUACUUGGAGUAAAAAUAACAGACCCCAUGUGGGUAUUCCCCAGACUAUCUUUUAUUUGUAAACAAAAAUAUCAGCCAUAUGUUGGUUCUAGUUUUUUUUUUUUUUUUUUUUAAUAUAGAUAUUUGUUGCUCGUCUCUUAAAGUAUUGACUAUAAAUUAGAAGAUUUUGGCUUUUGGACCUUGUUUGGACAUGGUCAUAAAUACAGAUGUUUCAGUCAUCAAAAGUUUUUUAAAAGUAUUUUUUGUUCCAUAAUUGUAGAUUCUUUAUAGACUUUAGCAAAUCUUAAAUAAAACUACUUAAUUAGUUCAUCAGUCAUCCUCAAACAAGCCUUCCAGUCAUUAAGACCACUGACCAGUCUUUGUGCAGAGAUUGGUUGAGAUGUAUUUAUGUAGACAACAAGAAGAAAUGAAACAAAGGAAGAAAACAGGCUUUAAAAAAAGAAGAGGUUGUAGAGGGUCAUUCAUUCUUCGCCUCCUUGGAAAAUUCUCUGUUACACUUGAGCCUUCUGGCACAAACGGGAACAUAUACAUGCACACUCUGUACCUGCUAGUCUGAUCACAUUGUACACAAACAUAAUUUAGUGUGAAUAAAGGCUCACAGGAUGUUGUGUAUUGCAUCUUACUGCCUGAAAGUCAUUAUAGGGCUGAUGUUAUCAAGGUUUCCCCGAGUCUCUUUUGGUAAACACAGUCUCUCUCUCUUUCUUUCUCUCUCCCCCUCUUUUUUACUUUUAUCUCUGAAUCUUAUUUCCAAUCUGGGAAGAAAACAAAGUAUGUAGAAUUUAAGAAAGAACUUUAAAGUGCCCGUAGAUGUGCGCGCAAAACAAGGGUUGACCUUUUUUUUAUGUGAAGUGUCUCAUUCACAGUUUCAGUGUGGUGAAUAAUGAGUUUCAAAAAGUUCAUGAAUCCUAAUAAAUCCUUUUUUCUGCAGGUCUGACGGCGGUGGGUGGUCUGUCCCUGAUGGGUGGUGGCUACACACCAAACACCACCGCUGAGACACUGGCCCUGCUGGCUGCCUUCAUCUCCUCGGUCAACAUCGCUGGUGAGUCACCUGCACAGACACCUCACAGUGAUUCCCGCCAGUCACAGCAACAUUUCGCCAAAAAUUGUCCAACUGGGCCAAAGAGUCACAUUUUCUACAAUAAUAUGCUUUUGAUACCAAGGCUUGCAGCUGGCUCUUUCCACUCACUUGCUUCAUUUGGACCACACACAUUACAUUAAUUCAAGCUAUUACCCCUAAUAAUCCCCAUUACACUAGCUAAGUGUUCCUGGAGUCAUUAUAAUACUCAUCACUCUGUAAAAGACCAGCAAAGCAGAGUGGCACUCCAGGACUGGCUCGAGUAUUUGUUUUAAUUUCUUCUUUGAGCUCAUAGUUUAACUCAGUUUUCAUGCACACUGUGAGCAAUACAGCUUUUUGCGGGAAAUAAAAGAACAAAUAUUUUGGUGCUCAGAUACUCAGGACACCACAUGGAUUUAGGUUAAAUCGUGGCUCUGAUUCCAUCUUGGUCCAUCGAAACACCACAAACCACCUGGUCGUCUUUUUAAUCUUUCUGUUAAAUUUACCCCCAACAAAAGCACGCUGAAACACCACAGCUUUUAUAGACAUACCUAGUUUGUCGCUGGUUGUUUAAAUUCAUUUUUCUUGUCUUUCUUGGGUUCAAUUCCUCACUAAGUGGUUCACCACAUUACCCAUAAACCCCUGGGAACAGAAAAAAAAAUUCCAUGGAAGGAGAAGAAACACAGUAUUGAAAUUUCGCCCCCAUAAAACAGACCCUGAAGUUUUAGUGUCUGUUCUGAGGAGCAGGUCCUUGGCUGAAGCUUUUUGUUCCCUCCAUGUUGUAGAGUUAUUAGAUGUGGGAAUGGCUGGAAAACACAAGAGUCUGUUGAAUAUUUUGAGUUCAGUGUUCAGUUUCGCACAAGCUAGCAGGGACAUAUAGUAUGAAGCAAGCUCAACACAACCCAGGUAUCUUUUCUAGCUCCGCGCUAAACCGUCCCACAAAGCUGGUUAUCAACCCGAUAAAUCAGCCCAGAGUUGCUGUGUGAUCGGAGUUAGUAACACAUGUCCAGUCACGGACAUAAACAAAUCUGCUGUCAAUAAAUUGCCAUAUAUCACGUCCGCCAGCUUUGUAGUGCUGAAAAUCAGAGUUACCCCUGAAAUUACCUCGCUAACUACAAAUACUGCUUCAAACUCCAGACCUCAUCCUUGUCUAGCCACAAUCUACAAUGACUCAUGUUACGUUUUUAAAUGUUGUGACCCACAAGCAGCUGAUACUGACAUAAAAACGCAGACCCUGAGAUAAAAAAGGCGAGCUCUGGAGGCUAGGUCUGAGCGAUAAACCGAAGAUUUACAGACAUCGAAAUUUACGACAAUAACCAACGUCAUUUUGCCCAUGUCGGUAUAUUUGAUAUCAAAAAUAAUAUAUAUAAAAGUUGGUUUUGGAUGUGUGUAGGUAGGCUAUGGUCUUAUGUCCCUUAAAGACGCUGUCCUACAUCAGAGAUGUGACUCCAACCCAUCCAGUCUUUAACAAAGAGGGAAAGACAGGUGAGGAGAUGGAGGACGGUUUAAAGGUUGUAGCAGCUCGAGCGUCGGCUGAAGUACACAAAGUUAAUGUGGGAGGCGGUGAGCAGCUUGUGGAGUAGUUAUUGUCCAUUUGUCGUCAUGGAGGUGAACUGCUCAAUAUAUUAUGAUUUUGAUUUGAGGCCAUAUCGCCCGGCCCUAGCUGGAGGCUGUGUUUAGUAUAAAGUCACCAUACACAAUGAAAUGUCAAUUUGUUACUGCCUGUUUCCAUGUAAAAUUCCAAUCAACACAUGCUUUGAAAUAUAUUUAAUAUACAGCAAAUGUCCAUAGUGCAUAAAUAUACACCCUCUUUUGACCGACACUCUCCACAGGAAUGAAUUAGCAGUGCACUGAUUUGAAAUUUUUCCAGCAAUCCUCAGAUCAGCAUUUACAUCAAUGUGCUGCUCUUUGCGCUCCGACCUCACUAAAAGCUCUUAAGACAGUUUUAAGUAUAGUCUACUGUUGCCUAUCUGCCAUUGUUCCCGCAAAUGUUCUAAAUAUAGUGUCUUGGAAAACUCUGCCAAGUAAGAAAAUAAGAACAAAAAUGAGUGGACAUUGACUUUGUUUAAACAUGAAAAUUCCUCCAUAUUGAUUUAUUGACUCAGAUUGGUCUGAAAUAAUAGAAGUCAGAUUAUUAUUAUUAUUACAUGGUUUAAGUAGGAGAGUCCACAACUAAAAUUACAUGAACUGAAAAGAAACAGGUGCUGGCCUCAGAUUCACCCUCCUGUGUAGCAGUGCUUGUGUGUGCGCACGUGGCUAAAAUCCUGCCAGAGGGGAAAAGGGGAGACGCACACGCGGUAACAUGAUCUCCUGUAAAGUGUGAGACACCGUCUGGUCCCGCUCCGACACAUUUGAGGUUUUCUACUUAAAAUAUUUACACUGACGUGAAGUAGACUCAUUAAAACCCCAACGUUGGUUAUUGGGGUUGGCAACAGUUUUUAGAUAUUGGCUUUAAGACACCUGUUGUAUAAAAAUCGUUGUUUUUUUCAUUGACUUCGGUGUCUUAACUCUGUGUCCUUAAAUUUCUGUCCCAUAUCGUUUCAUAUGUCUUUAUAAUUACCGUAAAGCUUCUAACAAGCAUUUAUUUUCUCUUUUCCCUUUUUACUCAGGUGGUUUCCUUGUCACCAAGAAGAUGUUGGACAUGUUCAAGCGUCCCACCGAUCCUCCAGAGCACAACUACCUUUACCUGCUUCCUGGUGGGGUCUUUGUCGGAGGCUAUGCUGCUGCUCUGCAGGCUGGGUACAACAUUGAACAGGUGUGAGAGGUUAUUUUGGGCUGUGUCCACAUGUUAAAUUCAGGAUUAAAUCUGUGGUUUCCGACUAAAGCCACCUAAAUCCCUCAGAAUCAGUCCCAAACAGCCCAUGACUAAAUAAAAGUCAGCUAAUCAUCAUCCAAACGUACUCUCUGUUUGCCCAGAUGUUGCAGAGGACCUUCCAAGAAAAUCAAUCUGCCACAUUUCUCAUUCUGUGGUGCCUCUACCCCUGACUCCUUUUUCCAUUCUGUCUCUUUCCCUCACCAGAUGAUGUACUUGGGCUCUGGUUUGUGCUGUGUCGGUGCCCUGGCUGGCCUUUCCAACCAGAGCACAGCCCGUCUGGGUAACGCUUUGGGUAUGAUGGGGGUUGCUGGGGGUAUUGUUGCCACUUUGGGAGCCCUGAAACCAAGUCCUGAGCUCUUGGCACAGAUGAGUGCAGCUAUGGCUGUUGGAGGCACUGCUGGUGAGUCCUUAUGUGAAACGAAGAAGACGGCAGACAGACUUAAAUACCUGCAAAAUUCUGAUGCAGCAGAUGCUAAUUUUUAGACAUUUGAGUAUGUGUGUGUGUCUGCAUGUUUGGCAAGACCAAGCAGCAGGUGUGCAGAGAUUUUGUGAAGUUUACAUCAAACACAACAUGACUAACAACCGGUCGGACCCAGGAGGUCUGUUGAAGCGGUCAGCAUCGUGUGUUGCUCACUCAGGACGGUUUGAUCAUUUAAAUGCUAAUUGUUCCAGUAACAGAGCUGAAUCCUAGACUAAACUAUCCAGACAGACAAUAAUGCCUUUUCCCAGAUACAGCGGCGUUACAAGUCUUCCUGCACAUGCACAAACACUCAAACAGGAAGUAUAGACCAACUCACAAACAAGGAAUUUCCCAGAAUAGGCCCCACAAGCAACACCUGGCUCCUCAGUCUCGACCCAUUUCCCAGCAGUCGUCUUGAAUGUGUGUGCAAGUGCUUGCAAUUUGCAUGUGUUUUGUGUGUCAGUCUUUGAGGGUGACUGCCCUCUAUUUAUUUGUUACCUCUCUCUCCCUCUCUCUCUUUUUAGGCCUGGCCAUAGCUAAGAAGAUCCAGAUCACUGACCUCCCUCAGCUGGUGGCAGCCUUCCACAGUCUGGUGGGGCUGGCAGCUGUGCUCACCUGUGUGGCUGAAUACAUGAUCGAGUACCCACACUUUGCCACAGACCCCGCAGCUAACCUGACCAAGAUAGUAGCAUACCUUGGUACUUACAUCGGAGGAAUCACCUUCAGUGGCUCUUUGGUUGCCUACGGAAAACUGCAAGGUGAAGCUUUCAUCCGUCAAACGCUGAAGUCUUUUCUUUACUUACAUGUGCAGAGUCGUCAUGCAGACAGACCUGAUAUAGACACACAGGCAUCUUUCUCAUGCUUGUAUUAUUGAUGCAAAUAUAAUAGGCAGAAGCUUCUAAAAUAUACUGUAAAAACUACGGGUGGUAGAAAAAAUCGAUACAGCAUAAUAUUGCGAUAUUUUGUCUGGUGAUAUAUCAUAUCGUCUUAUUUACCAAGUAUGAUUUUCCAAAUUAGUUGCUAAUUUGAAGUCAAAUCUGUGAUAAUGGAAAAAUAAAACCAACUUUUUGUCCAGUGAGGUUAGCAGAGGUGACGUCAUAGAGUAGAAAAGAGUUAGUGCAACAAUUAUACAUAUAAGGUUUGUAAGAUGUGCUACAUGAAAAUAAAAUACAGCGUAAAUAAGACACACAUAAAGGAAAGACAAAGGCUAAAGUAGCUAAACAGUUUAAAAAAAUGUAUAAAUCGCAAUAUAUUGUAUCGCAAUAUUCACUGUAUUGAAAAAUGUUAAAAAUCGCAUUAAUAUCGUAUUGUAGCCCAAAUAUUGUGAUAAUAUCGUAUUGUGGGGCCACUGGUGAUUUUCACCCCCAGUAAAAACAGAUUGUUACUUGAUAUUUGAAAUGUUUAAUUGAUCAUUGUGAGAAAUUAAAUGAUCAAAAAUGCUCGGUAAGCUGUUCACUCCUGCAGACUCGAUGCUUUCGGCUCACCUAUCACACACUUGUAUACAUCACUGACAUACCACCCGCUACAAAUGUAGGUAAAAAAAGGCAGCUUACUGCAACUGAGAGGGACGUCUGAGAAUGACAUUUGAUUCUCUGUGUCUACUCUGUGUUACCUAUAUAUUCAGGAGUAAUCAGAUGAUCAUGUUUCCUACAAGUAAAAUGUACAAUUUUAACUUCCUUUUAAAGUUGUAUAAAUAGUGCAUUAACUGCUGCCAACAGAUCGAAGGUCAGCUAAACUGUACUGAAGUUAUCAAAAAGAGAAGCUCUGAUGCCUCAUGUCCACUGCAGCCUGCUGUGAAAGGAAAAGGGGAAAAAAAAACAAGAGUUCAUCUGGUUCAGUUGGCACUAGUCCUGGCAGUCCCAGUGUAAUUUCCAUGUAGGCUGCAAGAGUUUCAUAAGGGCACAUUUUUCAUGAAUGUGACAUCGAGCCAAUGACAGGUAUUAAGUCGUGGCUGCUGAUAGAUAAAUCCAAUAAAAAUGCUGUUUUACAUAUGUUGUUGUGCCAGAUAAACUCCUAAUCUGGAUCGUUUUCUGCCCCUGCCCUUGUCCCUUCUCAACAUCUCCCUCUUUCUCUCCAUACAGGUAUGCUGAACAGCGCUCCUCUUAUGCUCCCCGGCCGUCACGCUCUAAACGCCACUCUCAUGGCAGCCUCUGUUGGUGGGAUGAUUCCCUAUAUGUUGGAUCCCAGUUUCACCACAGGAAUCACCUGUCUGGGAUCUGUCUCUGCCCUCUCUGCUGUCAUGGUACGGCAUGUUUGUGUGUCUGUGUGUGUAUGUUUGUUUGUGGCAACAUAUUUUUUCAAAUACUGACUCAAAUACUGCUAAUCAGAUAUUUUGUUCAUGCUGACAGACCAAAAAUGUAAGAGCAUUGUUAAGUGAUGAGAACAAAUGUUAUGUCUCCCUCAAAUAUCAGUGUCUGCCCAGAAAUUCGGGCAGAGAGCCGUUAACAGUCUGGCAACCAUUUUGGCGGUCAGGCUUGGCUUUGUAAAACUGAUGGAUUUCUGUUUCAACCAAGUGUAAAGUCGUGCUUAAAACCUUAGAAAAUGUGUGCUAAAGACUUUAAAACUUUACACAGAGUAGUUAAAUCACAGAUCAGGAUGACAGUUACCAGUUGGUUUUACUGUCCAAUCAAAAGAAGAAAAAUCUCAUUGACCAUAUCAAAAGGAUCCAAAUAUUUCCAUCAGACAGUCUGUAGAGGUUUUCUAUUACAAAUUUCUGCCAGUUUUGUGUUUUAUUACCUCCAAAUAUAAUUAACGGGUACAAAAUGUACACUAAGGUCACCCCUGUGAUUUAAAAAUAUAUGUUAUAUAAAUAUUAUAACUACAACAUUGUGUUUUAACUUAUUUAUAAUCUUUGCUUGCGUUGCACAUUUCUGGAAAAUCAGCAAGUGGACUUAGACCCAGGAAAAAGGUUGUUGGAUGGAGGUGAAUCCAAUAAAUGAACUGGUUCAAAACAGCUGAUCACUUAUCAUCCUGCAGAUUACAGUAUAAUGCAUCAUCCACGGUGCGUUUUGAAUCAGUGAGGUGAACAUGAGGUUCAAAAUAAAGCUCCAAUAUACAAUCAGUGAUGUGCACCUGCGCCUACUGGAGAAGGCGAGCGAACAUUUCUCACAGAUGGUAUUUGUUGAACUAAAACAGUACAGAUGAUAGAGGGACAGAGAAGAGGAAAGUUUGAUUGUGAAAAAUGUUAGUGGAGCUAAGAAGGCUGUUUUCAUUCCAGUGUAAAAUAAAUGUCUUUUUUUUGUGAAAAAGGCUCGAUAAGUUCAUGAAACUUUAAAAAAUCCUCUUGAAUAACUUUACCAUCAUUGUAAUUAACACUCUCCUUCAUUGCUGAAUCUGUAAAUCCCUUCUUUCUUAUUCCCCUCUCUUGUCCUAUAGGGUGUGACUCUAACAGCAGCUAUCGGCGGCGCUGACAUGCCCGUGGUCAUCACUGUACUCAACAGUUACUCAGGCUGGGCUCUGUGCGCCGAGGGCUUCCUGCUCAACAACAACCUGCUGACCAUCGUCGGAGCCCUCAUCGGAUCAUCUGGAGCCAUCCUGUCAUACAUUAUGUGUGUGGUGAGUGCAGUUUCGUCACACUCUCAAGAGGAACAUAUAGAGUAUCAGAAUAGUACUGCAGUUGAUGAGCAUAGUGGUAUCAUGCUGUUGUUCCUCUCCCAUCCACCAGGGGGGACUCUAACUUUAUCAGAGUAAAGUCUCUCUUCUAAAUAAAGUCUCAGUUUUUUUGUGGACAUAUCCCUGUUGUUAUUUCUGUAUUUUGCUGAGGUGAAAGCAUAAAUUCAAAAAUAUCUCUCUUCUUCCACAGGCUAUGAACCGAUCCCUGGCUAAUGUGAUCCUCGGAGGCUACGGCACAUCCUCCACCGGCACAGGGAAACCCAUGGAGAUCACAGGGACACACACAGAGGUCAACGUGGAUCAGACUGUCGAUAUGAUUAAAGAGGCCCAGAGCAUAAUCAUCACUCCAGGUACGACACAAAUACAAGCACACACACAUUCCUACACACACGCACUCCAGAGGUCUUGUAUGUGAGUGGAAAAACAUGGCACUCCUACUCUACCAGUGUCUUUCUUUUUUUUUUUUUUGGGGCAUUAGCAAAGUGUGUGUUCUGUUUAUUUAACCUCUUCUUGACCCAUGUUACAUCACCAUUUUGCUAGGCUAAUUGACAAGUCAUGCUAGAGUGGCCACACACACACACGCACACACACACAAACCCAGACUCUUGGGUUUCUGUGUGGUCGUCAGUCCCUGGUAAAUAGACAUUCUACAGUGCUGGAUAUAUAUAUGCAAGGUCAAGGGCAAAUCAGAUGGAAAGAAGGAGACUGGCUUUUUGUUGAUAAUUCAGACACCAUGUUCAAAACUGACUCCCAACUCCUUUUUUUCGGCGUUACAACAUGAGGUCCAGCCUUUGUUCCAGCGCCAUGCUUUUGUUCUUUUCACAUGUUUUCAAUAUUGGACCAUAAAUAUAUGUGUGAACCUCCCACUUGGUCCAUUACGCUGGAUCCUGCGGUCGUAAAUUCGUCAUUGUGUGGCCCACUGACUUCUCAGUCCCCUCGCCAGACUGUUGGGAACUAGUUCUUAAGAGUUGUUUUACUCACGUGGGUACAUGUAAACACAGACCAAAGGCAUCCAGCCUGCAAAUUGGCGAUUACAGUCCCAGUGCUGAUAUACAAAAACCAACCCUUCAGAGGAAGCCUCUGCAAUUUACAAGAAUUGCAAAAUUAAAGCGUUUGCAUGGUUGAGAAGAGACGGAGCAGCAUCCAAUGUAGAUUAAACCAUCUUUAUUUUCUUUCGUACUUUUGUAUCACAAACACUGAAGCUGAAACCAAAACUAGGUCAAGGAAAAUGACAGAGCGGAAAUUAAAAUGUUAUUUUUAUGCCUUUUUUUCAAAAUGUUUUGCAAACAUACCACACUAGGAGAAGAGGAGAAGUUGGAUAAUAAAAUACCAGGCAUUUCUUUCAAGGGUUGUGGAAAAACAGAUUGAGGAUCAGCAAUAGAAAUGUCAGUCCAUCAAAGUAAAAAUGUUGUACUUAUAACAAAAGUUAUAUAAGAGUUGAAUUUGUCAAAAGUUCAUCAGCCAGUGAACAGAAGAGCUUCAUGGCUGGUUAUCUCAGAGUCAGAAUAUAUACCAUCCAAAAGCAUAACUUCUCUGUGUGCCCUCACAUUCAGAUGUAAGACUGGUAUUGUUAAUCACUCAGUCGACUUGUUUCCAUUUUAACCAUUCUCCUUAAUUGGAGCCGUCACAGUCACUUUGCCUGAUUGACAUCUGUGGAAACGGUUAAGACUCUGCCUGAUAAACAUAAGUGUUUUCCUGGCUUCGUCUGGCCCAUCUCCGCAUGGUCUGGGUCCACUUUUUUUUCUCGUAGGAGAAACUCCAGGGAGAAUAUUGGAAGCACAAGGAAUGACAAAACUGUGAUGAUGGAGAGGGGAAGAAAAGUGCAAGCAUUAAAUUAUUGAGCUAAACUGCAGAGAGUCAGCCAUGUUUCCUCAAAGACUGUUUCUUCUCUUCCUGUGCACAAGUCUGACACCAUGUCACUUUGAUUGGUUCAUCAUAAGAAAACAGUUUCUGACUGGUUGUUGUGACAAGGGUAGUAAACACCACUGGACCGUUUGACAUGUGUUUGUGUGUGUGACGGUGUGAUAAAAAUCAAGAACCACACACCAGCAUUAUAAACAUGAUGGAGGUCUCAGGCUUAGGGUAAGGAAAACAGAUACUGUGUCAGGGUUUUAAUGCCAGCUUUGUGCUGACAGCCAAUCAGUUUGAGUUUUUAGAUGUUUAAUCUAAAUGUUUGACACAAAAGCAACUAAUACAGAGAUUUCAUUUCAGGUUGAUUUUAGCCGUGGAAAAAAUGUAUAGAUUUGGUUCUGGCUUUUUCAGUUAGUUUUCGGUCUUUCUGUGGAAAAUGAAUGAAAGAUUUUUUUUUUUUGUUAAUCCUUCUUUUGUAGUGUAAAAACAUUAAUAAACAUAACUAAAGCAAAAUUCUAAAAACAACCAAACAAACCAAAUUUCUUCUUAAUUAUGUUACUCAGUUAAGAGUGUGGAGGAUGGAAAUCAAUAAAUUAUGUAUAUGUGGCUCUGUAGGGAUGAUCUGUAAUAUGAGAAUAGUGAAGCUUUUAAACUUUGUAUCAGGACUGUUUGUAGUAGGCUGUCAGAAAGUGGUUGUUCACUGUAUUUAAAUUAGGGUGAGCAUGCGUCCUAUUUUACCCGUACAUGUCCUCUUCUUUGGGGGCUGUCCGGCUUUGUUCGGGGUAGUUUAAAAUAAAGUGUAAAAUCCUUCAAAUGUCUGCGGUUUUGUACGGAAGUUUCGAGUCUGUGUCACGCAGACUUACUGAGUUAGAAGCACGUAAGAGACACUCGAUCUGACCCGAAAAAUUCCCAAAUUUAAUUUUGUGCAACUCCAUGACUCCCUGCACAGUCAUGUCUUCUUUUUGGGAAGUCAGAAUAUGGUCACCCUAUUUAAAUCUCAUUACUGAUGUUAGAAACAAAAACAAUUCUGUAGUAAAUUAUGUGUCUCAAAAAAAAAAAAGAAUUUCCCACAGAGUAUCUGGCAUCAAACACAGUGAAUUAGAUGAGUAGUUUAUGCAGCACACUUGUGAAAUGAUUAGACACAUAACAGCACUUUGAAAUAUGAUUUUGCUCUCUAGGUGAGUAAACAGUGAAAGGCAGUGGGAUAAAGUCAUGAGUAUGAAUUAACAGAUUGAUGUAUUACCAAUCUGUUGCUGUCAUCAGGAUUAGGUGUCAUUUAAACUCUCUUCCACACCAGGAAGUUAAAGUUCUGUAUCAGUUUUGCUGUUCACCUGUGUGCCUCACCCUGCAGAGAGAUCUGUAUGGGUCACUGAUGAGCCAAGACACACCACACCACUUGUCGACCAGUUCAUAACAGUUGUAUUGUUUCAAUCUCUCUUUAGGUUAUGGACUCUGUGCUGCGAAGGCUCAGUACCCCAUUGCUGAGUUGGUGAAGAUGCUUUCAGAAGCUGGCAAAGACGUCAGGUAAAUGGAUGACUGAGAUAGCUUGGAAAGAUUGAGUGUAAAUAAACAAGUAAUCAAAAGGAAAAGUAUAACGUGUCCUAGAAGUAGUUGAAAACUUCUCAGACUGAAAAUGAUUGUAUUUGUUAAAUGAGGAGGAAAGGACAAGAAAUCCUGAUCAUCUUAAUGGUGAAUGUAACAAGUAGCUGAAAAAAGAAAAGGCUGAAGUUUCAGGCUUGAUGACAAGAAGAUGGAAAGGGACAGAUAGGAAAAGACCUGUGUGCGAAGGAAGAAUGAGUAAAAGGAAGCCAGAAGAGAGGAGAGGGAGAACAAGGUAGAGCGGAAGCUUGUGUAAUUGUCCUGCUUUGGUCGUUUGAUCCUGUCUGUGGCAGCUGCUGCUACUUAGAGCAUUUGUGCCUGAUUAGAGGAAAGUGGGUGGUCAGAAAAAACCUUCACUCUGAUCUCCUUUUCUCAUACUUUUUCUCUUUCAUUCUAUUCAUUACGCAAAUACACUCGCCUGUCAUUGUGCGAUCCUUCUGCACCUCUUCCUUACUCUUAACAUCCCACAUGUUGCUUUGGAUGCUGCAGUAUUAAGGUUUAAGACACACAUGCUUCCCUCAAGACUGAAUUUUCCCACUGUCCACUAAUGCAUGUAGACUGUACAGAAUUACACAAAGGGGCAGAAACUGACUUUUUCAAUCAGCAGCCUGUGUCACUAAUGGACCCCAGGACUGUCAGGCCGUCUGCUCUCUGUAUCUGCCUAAACUAGCCCAACAAAUACAAAAUAAAUCUUCAAAUGGUGCUCAGCUGCACGGCAAAGCAGCUGGAGAGCGGCUGCCGCCAGACUUCAGUGGCUGCUGUUAGUUCCCUACCUUGAUUACAUGACAUGGCUAAUUGAGUUUGAGAGCUGUGACUAAAACCACUAACGUCUCUCAGCUCCAUGUGUCUAAAACCUCUAUCUUUCAUGUCUCUCUCUCGCCACAGUCCCAUUUCUCCCCGGUCCCUAUCUCUGUCCCUUAUAUAUGGAGAAAAAUAAGCAUGUUUGUGGAGUGGGGACUGGGCUAGAGUGAUUUAUUUUUGUGCCCACAGGUUUGGAAUUCACCCUGUGGCUGGGCGUAUGCCAGGACAGCUCAAUGUACUGCUGGCUGAAGCUGGUGUUCCUUAUGAUAUCGUCCUGGAAAUGGAGGAGAUCAAUGAGGACUUCCCUGGUGAGUGUUAUUUUUUGUUUUUUUGUUUAUGUUCUCUGUCAUAGAUGCCACAAAUUCAGUCUAGUAUUGUUCUGUGUGUCACUCAACUACCUUACAUGAGAGAAUUGCCACCAUGGGAAUGUUUAACGACAUCAAGUGGUCAGACUCUAGAUUAAAACUGUCUUUUAUUUACCCAUGCUGCUGGUUUAAGUCUCAUCCAGCUCUUGAUCAAUGUUGUAUUGUUCAGCUUCAAAAAACAGAUAAGAGGUGGGUAGGCCAGUGAAGACAGUGAGAGAGAAAUACAGUUUUUCUUAGCUAAACUGGCGUCCUCUUGAUGUCCUGUUAUAUCCUGCUAUAAAUCAUUUUAUUUUUUUGGUUGAUUAGAUUUGGUUGGGUAAUUUAUAUAUAUAUAUAUAUAUAUAUAUAUAUAUAUAUAUAUAUAUAUAUAUAUAUAUAUAUAUAUAUUUAUUAUUAUUAUUUUUUUUUUCAUUUUAUUUUAUUUUAAAAUAAUAUUCUCCCCCUAAUUUGGUUUUAACUGUCAAUAUUUAUGUCCUAUCUUUUUUAAGUAGUGUAAACCCUUAAAUAUGUAAAUAUGAAGCGGUCUUAUAUUCGAAGCAGGCCUUUAUUUCAAAUUCUUGAAAUCUCAGAAAUUAUUACUGUUCAUGUUGUAGUGCAAAGUGAGGGCCAAACCAGGAAUUAAAUAGACUGGCAGUGUCUCUGCACCCUGCUCACCCCGCUCACACAGACGUCUCUGUGUUUGAUAUAUGUUUUUGUUGCUUUUCUGACAGUUGUUGGUAAUCUCUGUGACAAUAAAACACUGAAGCUGGAGCAAACUGGGCAAAGAUGGCCUGUGAUGUAGUUUACUACAAAACUAACAUUGUUUUAUUAGUAAAGAACGAGUGGAUGGUGGUGUGUGAUCAUUACCUCACUGGCAAAUUGUUUUCCAUAUUUCUAAAUUCUGUAUUAAAACUCUGAAACUGCCCUGGUCAAUAAUUGAAAGCGGGUCCUUUAUUUACUCAUAAAGCUCAUGAUCACGGUCAUUAUAAGAGGCCUGUCCGCCAUUUGAAUGCUGGACUUUAUUUGAGGAUUAGUGGUAAUAAAAUGAAGUUAUCCUUAUUAUUGUUGUGGUCAUAACUAAACCCCAGAGAUUCUAGCGGAGGGGGAUAUUCCUAGGUAAUUGUGUCCAGGGUUGGGCAAUAAAACCCUGAAAUAAGAUUUUUUUCAUACCAAACUCAAACUAUAAUUACUGAUUUUUUUUUCUUUUCGUUCCUUAACAAGAAACUUAAAGACAGAACUCAGAACAAAUUCUUCCUUUUAAACCUUCUCCUUUAGAUCUAUCCCAUCAUCUCCAAAUGAGUCACGCACUACUCCAACUAAAUGAGCCAUAAGCUUGUAAACUGUAUGUCCAAUAAACAAAACCAGGAUACGCAUAGAUGAGAUGUCUGAUUUGAAUUCCUCUCAUGUCUUAUCAGAAACUGACCUAACCCUGGUGAUUGGUGCAAAUGACACUGUAAACUCAGCCGCCCAGGAGGAUCCCAACUCCAUUAUUGCUGGCAUGCCUGUGCUGGAGGUCUGGAAGUCUAAGCAGGUGAGACAUCUGGUGCACGCAUGUUUGAUAAUGAGGCUAUCCUGAAGCCUAAGAAGAUAAAGAGGAAUGGAAGAUUUUACUGGGCUGCUUUUUAUCGCUGCGACCGAAUGUUGGAGUCCACACAAAUACAGAGGGGCCUUUACUUGAGGACUCACACACACACACAGACCUAAAAAAUGCAAACUCACGCUCACACACAUGUUCUCAGGCUCUCAAACACACAGAGACAGAUUGUUACAGUUCCAGGUGCGGUCCCAUCAUGAUCCUAUUAGUGGUGACUGUGUCGCUGUGGAAUGACGACAUUCGGAGCAUCCCACUGGCACUUCUCUGAGAUCUGGGAUUUAUACAGCACUCCCACUGGUUUCCACACACUUUCCCCUGAGGAAAUCAAAGAGGACAUUCAAGGCUUUACCACAUGUACACUCAUACAGACAUAGAGACAGGUGCAUUGAUGAAACACACAAACAGAAUGUAGGUACAUGAAAGAAGAACCCACAGAAGUGUCAUCCGUAAGUGCCCAAUGACGCAGCCAAGAGUCAUGCAAGAACACAAAGGAAUAAACUACUUAAAGCUCCUGUGUGGAAUUUUUAACUCAUAAUGAAACAAGCUGAAAAUAACAGUGGGGCCUCUGUAUAAUCUACAUAAGCAGAAAAAGCUUCAGUAGAUGAUUUCUAUACUGUAAUUUUCAAUACCAGCGACCACUGACACCACAGGGGGUAGGUGUCGGCUGAGGUGUUUUGCAGCAAUUUGAAUGAAAACCCCCUUUUUUUCCUCAUUUUUACAACAUAUUUUCAUGGUGAGCGAAACAAUCGACCAUGAAAAAAGGGAUCAGAUUUUUUUUUAAUCAGAAAACAAAGAUCAGCAGAUCAGUAGCAGAUGAGAGAUGUCUCUUUGUCCACAGGGUCAAAACUUCAUCUCUCUCAAGUCAAUAGGGCUGCAACGAUUAGUUGAUGAUGUCGACAACAAUCGAUAAUGAAAAAAGUCGACAAUGAGUUAUAUUAGUAACUAUUUUCGCCAGACAUGUUUUUUCCAGUGGAAUGAGGCAUCUUACUUCAUGACGAUCUGUGCCUAGAGUCACACGUGCAAUAGCGUCCCUGCCGAGCGGUACAAGUACGCGCUUAAAAACCUCCAAAGUUUGGGAGCACUUUAGCCUAGAUAAGGGGGAAAAAAAAAACUUGCAAGGUUUGCAAAGCAGACCUUGCAUAUCAUGGCAGCACAUUGGUGAUGCACAAGCAUUUGAAGAGAAGGUAAGACAGUUAGACUCGCCUCGGUAAGAUAUCAUCCGAUUAGUCGAUGAAUUAUCAUUUCAAUAGUCGGUGACUAGUCGGCUAUCAAAAUAGUCAUUAGUUGCAGCCCUAAAAGUUAAACUGUUGUUUGUACAAGGCAGUGUCUUAAACAAACUUGAAUGUGGACCUUAAAUGUUAUUUCUUAUCAUCUGCCUCAAAUUUAUAGUUUUAUUUGAAAGAUUUUGGAUAUCACUGAAAGUUACCUGCUUCCCCCAAUUGUUGUUAGAGCUUCCGGAGCCUCUUCCAUAGACCAUACAAAAAGAGGGAUGAUAUUUCAGCAUCUAAAAAAGUAAAGCCAAAACAUGUACGGCCCCCUUGACUCAUUGCAGUAACAGUGUUGAAGCCGGCUUCUUCCAUGUUAACCAAUGGGACAUGGUUCAAACUUUAACAUCUAAAAUAACAUCAAAUAUUUUGUUCCUGUUUCUUUUGAAGAAUUUCCACCGUCAGGUUCUGGUCCCAAAUGUGUCAAUAUUGAUGAUUUUGGUUUGUCUGUUGUACAAAGACAUUUUCUUGACUAGAGACCGCUUGUUUCUUUACGUGUGAUUGUGUACGUGACUAUAUCUCCCCCCUCUUUAGGUGGUUGUGAUGAAGCGUUCUCUGGGUGUUGGAUAUGCAGCAGUCGACAACCCCAUCUUCUACAAGCCCAACACCGCCAUGUUGCUAGGUGACGCCAAGAAGACUUGUGAUGCUCUGCAAGCGAAGGUCCGCGAGACCCAGGGCCAGUAAGGGGAUUUAAGGACUUUCAGACCACCCUGAUAUGAGCGCACGCUGAAGAGAAGACAUCACGUCAGAGUGUUUCCAAAAACUAUCACAGGAUUAAGAUCCUCUUUGUCCACUUUGAACAGAAAACUGAGCAAAGAUGAUCACUGAGAUAAAAACAAUUGUUGGGGCACCCUUCCUCUUCUUAUCUAAGAAUAAAAAAUACUGCAAUGUUGCUGUAAAAGAUUUGUGUGCAGUAGCAGCCAAACAAUGCAAAUACAGUAGUUGUAAAUGGUACCACUUCAUAAUGAACUGACAUACAGGUUAUGUUUCUUUUUGACGAAUCUUUUACUCCUAGAUAUUAGAGGAAGGGUACGUCAACUGUGUGCACAUUGGUUGUUAUCUGGGGAGCAGCUGACAUGAAAUUCCUCUUAAUUUUAAACAUCUGUAUUAAUGUAAAACAAUCAAAUGUAGAUACAGUACACUGUUAGAUAUAUUUAAUUCAAUGGUAAGAAGUUUUAGGCCUUAGACAAUAUCUGGGAGGAAAUCUAAGAUGAAAAAGAAAAGUGACAAAGGUCACCCAGCAGAGAGAGGUAUGAGAGACUUAAUUUCUAAUCUUUUCCCUCACUGUAAAAACUGUCUCACUUCCUCCGUCUUUCUGGUUUCUUUCGUUCGAGUAAUCUGAUAUUCCCUUUGAUAGAUCCGUUUGCUCAAACCUUUCUGUCUCACCUUCUUUUUCUUAACAAGAAAAAGAGAAAAAGCAGAAUAGCGCAACAUUUUUGUAAAGUUCUUUCUGUUCCAGUUUUAUACUGUAAUGAGAGAUUUUUGUAUUUGGACUAAUAAUUGAAGUAAAAAUAGGAAAUGUCUUCAUAGCCAUAGUUUAAAAUCUAGUCAUGCAGUUUUGCUUUUUUUCUUUUUGCCUUUGUCGUGUGUCUUGUAAUCUCCACUUUUGCCUUUUGUGCAGAAAUCCCACAUGGAUCCAAAAACGGUUAAAAAUCCAUUCCUCGUCUAUCGAGCGCCUCGAGCAAUAAAACCAAAUGAAUCUGGUCUUUAAAAAGUAGGAGAGCGCAGCUGUCCUGUAGCUCUUGUAAAGAUUAAACAAACACUCUUAAAGCUCUGAUAGCUGAAUGGAUUUUAUGAUGUUUUUGAACCAGGUGUGUCCCAUCAUCCUGUGUGGUUCUGAUAUUACAGUACAUGUGAUGCUAGCUUUUGGCCUUUACGGCAAAGAAGGGUUUUUUCGUUUUAAGUGAUUGUGGCUCAUCCACUCCAGUUUGUGUGUCCUCAUUAUUGCUCUAGAGGGAAAUGAAGGAUCACUGUUUGUAAAGACGGGCCAGAUGUUUAUCCGGCUGGUGUGUAGAGAGUCUCAAAAGCAACAAUGCAGUUAAUUGGCUUGUUGCCACAUUUCAGAAUAACCGAUUUGCUUGAAGAUUUUAUUAAGUGUGCAUUUCUUUUUUCCAUUUAUUUGUUAAAUCUCAACUUUUGCCAUGAACAGAAACUUUGUGCCAAUAAUUGCCAAAAAAAUCAAGCUGGUUACAUUAAAUGGCACAAUGAUGAAGUAAUGAAUUGUUAUAUAACCACUUGAGUAAUUCUUGGAAGACCCCCUGACAUACUGACAGUAGCUCCUACGUAACACCUGACGAAACACAGCAAAGCCUACUGAACUAAAAACAGCAGAAACUAAUAGCAUGAACUUUUUAAAGGUGUAAUUGACAGCAGAUGAAUUCAUAGCAUGUUUUUUCCUGGUAUGUAGUUUAAAGAACAAAAGCUCCAGAGGUGACUUGUCAACAGGUGUCUUUGUUGCUUAUCAAUGUAAACAAAUACCUUGGACCACAUACGUCGACCAUGACAACUAUCCUACCUCUCCACAAAAACGACCAAUAACUUUCCUUAAGACCAGAUUCAGACCAAGAACUUUCGAUUCAGUCAUUCUUCAGUUAUUUUCCACAGACCUUAAAGAAACCAGACAGCUCUCGUUUAUCCUUAACCUGACCAAUUGCCUUCUGUUUUGUGUUGACAUUGUGUUUUUUUAACCAUCAGACCUCAGUUUGCCGCUGGCUAGUUUACUGUAUGUAAUUCAAGUGUAGAGCUGCAGAUGUCAUUACUGCUCAUGAAGGGUUAUCGGGACUAUUCACUGAAGAUGCCUGCUGGAUAUUGAUAGCUUGCUGCCACUUUUGUAUUGAUCAAAUUAAAGAAGAUGGGAAAUCUUGAUAAUGAUACGGCCAAUUUGCCCCCAAAUGCCCUUAUCUUCUUGCCUUCAUUAGAAGGGUAUUUUUGUAAAGACGCUUUUUGCUGAAAGUAACAACAGGGAUUAGAAGUUGUACAAUGUUAAAGUGCACGAUGUUAGGAAGAUAAAAUGAUGAAAUGUACUGUGAAUGUUUUCCCUCUCCUGUUUAUCAUGGAACAUUUUCAUCCCUAAUAAACCUGUAUUUACACUAGAUGUUGGCUCAAGCUGUCAUUCCUUCCCUGACACGCUCUUAAAGGUGUGUUUGAUUUCACUUAUAAUAAACAAGUUGAUCUGCAAGGUUUUCCCUGAGGUCUACCACAGCUUAAAUGGUAAUCAUACCUGCCAAAGUUUGCACAGUGGGGUUUAAAGCUCAAAUAUUUGCAGAAAUUACCUGGAUGAAGCACUACUAUGUACAUUCCCACGUAUAAUGUUGAUGCUGUAUUUAUGCCGCUUUAGGGCAGAUUAGAUGAUGUAAACAAAUUAGCGUGAAAUAACUGAAAAUGUGAUACACAUUUGAGUGGACAAAUUUUACAGGCAACUGCAGGGCUCAAAAGAUACUAAAACUGCAGGUUUCUUGGCUUGGGAUAGGAAAUUAAAUCUCCUGAGAGGUCUCCUUGUUUGAGUGAAUCGUUGCCCCAUCUGUGGACAAAAUGAUGGCCCUUAUUUCUUUGUUGAUUUGUUUUUUUUUUUAUCACAUGUGCAAGUUGUGUUUUUUCAAUACCAGCUACAAGUCCUUACAGGGGCUUUCACCCAUAAAUGAAAAAAAAAAAACUGGAUUAUUUAUUCCUUAACUACUUCAUAUCUCAAUUUGUUGUUCAAAAAGGUGAAACAUAGGGUCCUAAUAGCAACAGAAAUUCUAAUUACACUUUAAAAAAAGCUGGUUAAAAAGGGAAUUCAAAUAAUUCUGCUUUGUACGGGUUUUGAAGAGAUUUUCACUAUACAGUUCCAGCUGUUUCCAUUCAUAUGUUCCAGGAGCACGUAUUUGUAUAAAAUUCUGUCUAGUGCCAUAUUUACAAUUUGCUGCCAAAGAGUUCGAGUUAAAGGUACGACAGGGACAACAACAAAGAGUUUUUAAUGCAAGAGACGAAUAUGCCCCAACAACACAUUUGUAAGGGGUCCAACUACUAUCAUGCAACAGGCAUCCUUGUUUUCCCCAAAAAUUAAGCUGUGAGACAAACAUAAUAGAUCUGCCUUGAUGAGAGCAGGGAGAAGAUGCC
Messenger RNA from Xyrichtys novacula (pearly razorfish), 34245 nucleotides. The record is from the annotation of a GenBank genome assembly. Lineage: Eukaryota; Metazoa; Chordata; Actinopteri; Labriformes; Labridae.